Messenger RNA from Acanthoscelides obtectus, 734 nucleotides. Lineage: Eukaryota; Metazoa; Arthropoda; Insecta; Coleoptera; Chrysomelidae. The record is from the annotation of a GenBank genome assembly.
CAAGCACGCCAAGAAGACUUUGGCGGUCAAGAACGCUAUUAUAAUAUUGUUUUCAUUUAUAUAUACAUAAAAGAGCGAUUGUUAAUAUUUUCACGAAAGUUGACACCGAUAAGGCGUCAGUCGGUCGCGAAAGUCUCUAGCGAUGGCACCUACGGCAAAAUUCUCGGAAAACGACAAAGAAGACAGUGAAAAUAACUUCCCCUACGAAAUAACUGCGGUAGAUGAGAAUACGAAUAAGGAGCUUCUGAAAUACUUCACAGGAGAAAGAACUGGUUUUGUACAAGUUGGUCCAAAGAAAUGGUUUUUCCCAAGCGGGUACGAAAAGGAUGCACAUCAGUAUUUCAAUUUCAAGACCAGACCGGAUGAUACCUUUAUCAUCACUUUUCCAAGAUCUGGCACGACCUGGACACAGGAAAUGGUUUGGUUGAUUGUGAACGAUUUGAACUACGAUGCAGCUGCAAGAAUACCUUUGACCGAAAGAUCACCAUUUCUUGAGUUCAGCUCAUUCGUGCACAAGGAAACAAAAGCAGAGUUUUUAGAAGAAAACUUGAAAAAUCCCAUAAAAUACAAACUUGUGGAAAAAAUAGAUUACCCAAGAUGGAAACUAUUGGAAAGUAUGGCAGGCAAACGAAUUAUUAAGACUCAUCUCCCAUUCAGUUUGCUGCCUCCCGAUCUGCUGAAGACUGGAUGCAAGGUAGGAGUUAUUUUACAGUAGACAGGUGCAAAAAGAUUGU